AUUAGUGGACAAUAUAUCAACAUACAAUUAUUUUAUAAAAUCUAAUAAAUAAUUUUUGUUUAUAACACAAAUAUAACAACUCCUUUCCAUUUAUGUAUUUACCUCCAAUUUCGCUUCUAUCUCUCCCUCCUUUCCUUCCUCUGUUUCACUUCUCAAGCACAAAACCAAACACGUGAUUCUGACAACAUCCUCAAACACAUACAUGAAGACAACAACACUGUGUGUAUGUAUGUAACAUCAUAGAUUCAUAGUACUACUGCUAUAUUAAAAGAAGGAAGAAGAAAAAGCCAACUUUUUUCACUUGUUCCAAAAAAAGCCAUUACAUUUUCAUCCUCCCUCCCUCUCAAAUGGCCUCAUCAAUAAUUGGUUUUGGGGUUUCAUCCAUACCAUCCUCUCAAAGAAGACAUAAUAGCCAUAAAAUUCAAGUUCAUCAACCUCGUAGUUUUGAUGUGUUGUCUUCUGAAUCUGAUUCAUUGAAUGGAACUUCUUCUUCUUCUAUUUUUGUUGAAACAAACCAAAAUGGUUCUGGUUCUGGUUCUGGUUCUGGUUCUGUUCCUUUAUUGAUGAAGAAGUCUAAUAAUAAAGUUGUUGUUGAUGAUGAUGAUAAAGUUGGUUUGGCACCACUUUGGGAUGAUGGGUAUGGAAAUCGUACGGUUGAAGAUUACUUUGUUGUAGCUAAAGAGAUUUGUAAAGAUGAUGGUGGGCCACCACGUUGGUUUUGCCCAAUUGAAUGUGCUUCUCCUUACAAAGAUUCUCCCACACUCAUGUUUCUACCCGGGAUGGAUGGCACUGGAUUGGGUCUAUCUUUGCACCAUCAAGCACUUGCCAAGUUUUUUGAAGUUCGUUGCUUGCACAUUCCUGCUCUUGACCGAACACCAUUUGAAGGAUUGGUGAAACUUGUGGAAGAAGCCAUUAGACUUGAGCAUGCUCUAUCACCAAAGAAACCGAUUUAUCUCGUUGGUGAUUCCUUAGGUGGAUGCCUUGCACUCGCUGUUGCCGCUCGUAAUCCAACGGUUGAUCUAGUACUUAUUUUAGUCAAUCCUGCUACAUCCUUUGGUAGAUCACAGUUGCAACCUUUGUUACCUAUCUUGGAGUCUUUUCCUGAUGAACUUCAUGUAACUGUUCCAUUUCUUCUUAGUUUUAUUAUGGGUGAUCCGGUGAAGAUGGCAUCGGUCAAUAUUGGAAAUGGGCUUCCUCCGACAAAGAUAAUCGAACAACUGUCAUCCAACCUUACUUCAUUGCUGCCAUAUCUUCCGGAGCUGGCUAAUAUUAUACCAAGAGCCACUCUUCUUUGGAAGAUUAAACUUCUCAAAUCAGCUGCUGCGUAUACUAAUUCGCGUCUACAUGCUGUCAGAGCUGAAGUACUUGUGCUUGCUAGUGCCAAGGAUAACAUGCUUCCCAGUGUAAAUGAAGCUCAAAGACUUGCCGGUUCAUUGAAAAACUGCAAAGUUCGUAUCUUUAAGGACAACGGACACACUCUUCUUUUGGAAGAUUCUAUUGGUCUGCUAACAAUCAUCAAGGGGACUUGCAUGUACCGUCGUUCAAGGAGGCAUGAUUUGGUCAUGGACUUCCUUCCCCCUAGUAUGACAGAAUUCAAAUAUGCAAUGGAUCAAGUAGUCGGAUUAUUUCGUUCUGUUACCGGAUCUGUGAUGUUCUCUACACUGGAAGACGGGAAGAUUGUAAAAGGUUUGUCUGGUGUUCCGGAUGAAGGUCCCGUCUUAUUCAUCGGUUAUCACAAUUUGUUGGGAUUCGAACUAAUUUCACUUAUAGAAGAGUUUAUAAGUCAGAAGGCCAUCGCUCUUCGUGGAAUAGCCCAUCCAGAUCUGUUUACAGGAAAAAUAGAGACUUCUUCUUCUGAGUUUUCUAUGGUUGAUUGGGUUAAGGUAUUUGGUGGUGUGCCUGUUUCGGCAAGCAAUCUUUUUAAAUUACUUUCAACAAAAUCACAUGUUCUUCUAUAUCCUGGUGGUGCACGCGAGGCUCUUCAUUAUAAGGGUGAAGAAUACAAGUUGUUUUGGCCUGAUCAUCCGGAAUUCGUGAGAAUGGCAGCACGAUUUGGUGCUACUAUUGUUCCUUUUGGAGCUGUAGGCGAAGAUGAUAUAGCCGAAUAUGCUCUCGACUACAACGACUUAAUGAAGAUUCCUGUAGUCAACAAUUACAUCAAAGAUCUUAAUCGAGACUCGGUUAAGAUUAGAGAUGAGAGAAGUGGAGAGGUGGCAAACCAAAACCUGUCAUUUCCGGUGCUUCUACCGAAAAUACCGGGCCGUUUUUAUUAUCUAUUUGGGAAGCCUAUAAAACUGAAAGGCAUGGAAAAUAUACUAAAAGACAAAGAAAAUGCCAACCAAUUGUACCUGCAGAUUAAGUCUGAAGUUGAGCAAAAUUUAGAUUACUUGAUCAAGAAGAGAGAGGAGGAUCCUUAUAGGAAUAUAAUUGGUAGGAAAAUGUAUGAGGCAUUGAAUGCUUCUGAAACUGAUCAAGCCCCCACAUUUAAGCCCUGAAAAUUUGUAGAUAUCAUACAUUAUAUUAUUAUUUACUUAUUUUGAAUAACAUACAUAAUAAUAAUAAUAAUAAUAAUAAUAAUAAUAAUAAUAAUAAUAUUAUUAUUCAUUUUUAUGU
Trifolium pratense (red clover) is the source of this 2613-nucleotide messenger RNA. Its product is annotated as acyltransferase-like protein At1g54570, chloroplastic. NCBI's taxonomy places the organism in Eukaryota, Viridiplantae, Streptophyta, Magnoliopsida, Fabales, Fabaceae. The transcript is spliced from 13 exons. The record is from RefSeq and is a predicted model, not a curated record. The coding region runs from base 348 to 2495 and encodes 715 amino acids. Gene Ontology annotation, cellular component: membrane.